AUGUUGUACUCUGUAAUAACACCACACACUAAACAGUCAGUACUCAUUAUGGCACAAGCAAAGUUAAACAAUUCACGAUUUACGGAUAUUCGUGAUGAACCUAUCGACAAAUCACUUAUCCCUAUUAAAGGCUAUCACGAUAAACCAAUCGUGCCCUUAGCAGAAGCAAUCAAGCCUGUCGAGCAUUUGUUUGAAGAUUUACAAGAUUAUGUCAAAUUAUCUCUUCAUAAUUGUAAAAAGCCAGCUGAGGGUCUCACUCAGGACGAGGCUGCUUCGAUUCAACUCUAUACUAUUGAAUUUGACGGUGGUCCUAGUUUGUAUCAAGAACUAAAUGAUGCAUUACGUGCAGAAAAGCGAGAAAAUCUUAAGCCAUGGUUUAGUUACCUGAAAUUAUUUUUAACUGCGCUUUACAAACUGCCGUCAAAGACAGAGACCAUUUUUCGUGGAGUAAAACAUGUUGAUUUAAGCGACAAAUAUCCGACAGGAUUCAAAUUCGCAUGGUGGGGUGUCAGUUCAUGUACGACAACAGUCGAUGUAUUGAAGUCAGAGAAGUUUUUCGGAAAGAGUGGCAAAAGAACUCUACUUUCUAUUUCGUGCAUUAAUGCGAAAUCGAUCACAGCUCACUCGUACUACAGUGACACCGAAAAAGAAGUUAUUCUGAUGCCCGGUUCAUAUUUCGAGGUUGUUGGUCACCUGGAUGCGGCCAACGAUUUACACAUUAUUCAGUUGAAAGAGAUCGAACCACCAUACAUGCUACUAAAACCACCAUCUACGACCGCUGCAGGUGCUGGCUCCACUCAGCAUUAUCAGUCUAAACCGGUAGCAGACACAAAGGUUUCUUCAAAGACCUCUGCUGACAACAGUAUAUCAUCUGAAGGGGCAAAAGCAAUUGCAGAAGCCUUGACAAUAAACCAAAUAUUAACAACUCUUGAUAUAGCGUUGAACAAAAUAUCAGAUGAAGGCGCAAAAGCAAUUGCAGAAGCCUUGAAAACAAACAAAACAUUAACAAGUCUUGAUAUUAACAGCAACAAUAUAUCAGAUGAAGGUGCAAAAGCAAUUGCAGAAGCCUUGAAAAUAAACAAAACAUUAACAAUUCUGGAUAUAUCCAACAACAGUAUAUCAGAUGAAGUGGCAAAAGCAAUUGCAGAAGCCUUGAAAACAAACAAAACAUUAACAACUCUUCAUUUAUCACACAACAAUAUAUCAUCUGAAGGGGCAAAAGCAAUUGCAGAAGCCUUGACAACAAACCAAACAUUAACAACCCUUGAUAUUAACAGCAACAAUAUAUCAGAUGAAGGGGCAAAAGCAAUUGCAGUAGCCUUGAAAACAAACCAAGUAUUAACAACUCUUGAUAUAGCGUUGAACAAAAUAUCAGAUGAAGGCGCAAAAGCAAUUGCAGAAGCCUUGAAAACAAACCAAACAUUAACAAGUCUUUAUAUGUACAACAAUAAUAUAUCGGAUGAAGGUGCAAAAGCAAUUGCAGAAACCUUGAAAAAGAACAAACAAGGUGAUAGUCGGAAUCCUUGUGGAAAACUGCAUCUAGACAUGUGGCCUGGAGAUCAUACACCUAUGGCGUUUUCAAGUGUGUAAGGUGUUUCUGUAAUGUAUUGUACCGCAUGAGGGAAUGCGAGCACAAAAGAUGGGGGGUAAAAUUGUUUUUAAAACAAGAUUGUAUACCGGCUUUGAUGUUUCGUGAGCUGAUUCUAACUAUUACUAAUCAUCCUACUCUCUCAUAGUUCUUACUAAAAAUGAUUCACUUAAAGUACGGGAAUUAUUGCAUACAGUGGAACGACAUGAGAAGGAAAAGGAAAGCUUUUGUUUUAUUUUCCUGUAGAUAAAAAUAUAUACAUGAUAACCCACCCAGGUCCAAGAAAACGGCACCGUUAACGGGCCGUUAAAUGGUUGUUAACGGUAAGUUAACGUGCCGUAAAUGGACCGUUUUUAGUUCCUAAACGGACCGUUUUCAGAACCUAAAACUCGUAACAUUUUAGGGUCUUAAAUAAAUCGUUUUUUCACCGUUUACGGAUCGUUUUCUAAACGUUUUCUUACCAUUUACUGGCCGUUUUUUUGUUGUUUUGAGAACGUUAAUGGGCCGUUUUUUAGAAGUUAUAUUAACUCCUAAAAAAUUUUCCUUCGACAUUGUGAUAUUGACUUAUCUGUCGCAUUAACCCUUUCUCACUAAUCGAUCUAAUCUAGGUACUAGACUAUACACAUCAUCUAUCUAACGCCACUAUAAUUUUUUUCCUUACUUGAAAAUAUCGAGAUUCGAACAUCAGAACUUGUGUUUGCCAGUCUGUCACUGUAACUAUAUGGUCAUGUCGGUUCGAAAACUAACGCUAUCAAAGUGCUAUUCAAGCUUGCAAGCUGACGUACUACUUUACAUACAAUUUAUUCCAGUGCAUCUACUAUUUAGACCGUUUUUCACAUACAUGAUCAGAGAUGCUUUUGACCGUAAACAGGCCAUUAACGGCUAGUUAACGGACCGUUUUUCGGCCGUUUUUUAGGACUUUAUGCUAAAGUGAUUUUUGAAUGUUUCAUGACACAUAGAGUACUUGGGGGUAAUUAGAGACACUCCUGGAAAUUUCGUUCUGUUUUUGCCAUUUCUUGACCGUUUUUGAUCGGAAAACCUUGCUAUUGAACAUGGUGGUAGGCCGAACGUUUUUCUACACGCUCGUGUAAAAAUCUUUUAAAAAUCUUCGACCAGUUUUGAGCCAAAUCCAGGAGAUAAUUAGUUUAAAAAUACGUAAUUUCAUGCCCGGACUUCUCUCUAUGUACCAUAUUAUUUUGAGCUCAUUAUCAUUUAAAGUCGUUCAGCU
This is a messenger RNA of Didymodactylos carnosus, 2816 nucleotides long. The record is from the annotation of a GenBank genome assembly. NCBI's taxonomy places the organism in Eukaryota, Metazoa, Rotifera, Eurotatoria, Philodinida, Philodinidae.